Messenger RNA from Lucilia cuprina (Australian sheep blowfly), 838 nucleotides. RefSeq names its product trypsin-like. The record is from RefSeq and is a predicted model, not a curated record. The transcript has a single exon. Lineage: Eukaryota; Metazoa; Arthropoda; Insecta; Diptera; Calliphoridae. Gene Ontology annotation, molecular function: serine-type endopeptidase activity. Gene Ontology annotation, biological process: proteolysis. The coding region runs from base 3 to 764 and encodes 253 amino acids.
ACAUGUUCCGUUUCGUUACAUUAUUGGCUGUUGUCAGCUGUGCUUUUGCCGGCAUUCUUCCUGGGGAUUUGGAUGGCCGUAUUGUAAAUGGUGUUGAUACCACCAUUCAGGCUCAUCCCUAUCAAGUGUCUUUGCAAACUAACCGUGGUUUCCAUUUCUGUGGUGGUUCCAUCAUUAGUGAAGAUGUUGUUGUUACAGCUGCCCAUUGUAUGCAAAGAUACAAGGCUAGUCAAUUCAAAGUACGUCUCGGUUCCACUGAAUACAAUAAGGGUGGUGUUUUAGUUGCCGUUAAAGCUUUCAAAUACCAUGAACUUUACAAUCCCGAAACCAUGGUUUAUGAUGUUGCUGUCAUUAAACUAGCCGCUCCAGUACGUGAAUCUUCCAGUAUCCGUUAUGUUAAAUUGUCUGAAAGGACACCAGCUACUGGUACUACUGCUGCUGUUACUGGCUGGGGUGCCUUGUGCGCCGGUUGCAAUGGAACUCCCGAAAUUUUGCAAGAAGUUGAAGUUGAUGUUAUUGAUGCUGAUCUCUGCGCUUCUCGUAAAUACAGAUACGGUAAGGAAAUCAAGGAAACUAUGUUGUGUGCUGCUGCUUUGAAAAAGGAUGCUUGCCAAGGUGAUUCUGGUGGCCCAUUGGUAGCCCACAAUGAAUUGGUUGGUGUUGUUUCCUGGGGUAGAGGUUGUGCUGUUGCUGCUUAUCCCGGUGUAUACUGUGAUGUUGCUACUGUCCGCAACUGGAUUUUGGAAACUGGCAGAAGAUUGUAAACUUUUUCAGGAGUUGAAUUUUUUUAUGUUUUUAAUCUUAUUUUCAAUAAAGUUUCUUUAAAUUAAAGUUUAAA